CGGCUUUUCAGAAAACGGUUUCAUGAUAGCGUGGAUCGGAACGCACUGUAUCGUCCGUCAGACUGGUAUCCGAUGUCGGGACGUAGAGACGCGCGCGCCCGCGGCCGCGCGCCUCUUAUCUCUUAUCAGCCCUUAUCAAUUACUCAUCGCGAAACCGAUCGCCUCGAUACUUCACCGCGCAAAUAAUCACACCCGUACCAGAUGAGCUCGUGGCUACCAUGCAUCGGAAAGUGCUGUGUUUAUGUGUGGUGCUUCUCCUGGGAUAUGCCGACGGUCAAGCUGGCCAGCAAAUGCUCAACAAGCUAGCGUGCAUCGACCAUCAGGAGUGUGGUGCGUGCCUAUCGGCCGCGCCUCACUGCCGCUGGUGCGCCGACCCUUACUACAACGCGCCCGCCCCGAGGUGUAACGACGACUUGAGCUUGGUGCAAAGUGGGUGCAGUCAGGGUCUGAUUCAACGCCCACUGCCGGCGCUGUGGGAAGUUGUUGCUAAUAACACAUUGCAGGAUGUGCAGCCCGAUAGCUUAGAUCAUGUUGUUCAAAUUCAGCCGCAAAGCAUACGCCUGUCCCUGAAACCAAGGGAGACCAGGAAGGUAAAAUUCUCUUAUCGACCAGCUAAAAACUACCCUCUGGACCUGUAUUACCUGAUGGACCUCACGUGGUCCAUGAAGGACGAUAAAGAUACGCUUGUCAACCUUGGAGACGCCCUCACGGUCACACUGAGCAACUUGACUGACAACUUCAGGAUAGGAUUCGGUAGUUUCGCCGAUAAGCCGCUGAUGCCUUUCAUAAGCGUGGACGAGAAGCGACUAGCGAAUCCUUGUGCCAUGGAAGAGCAUGAGUGUGAGGCCAUGUACAACUACAGGCACCAUCUGUCGCUUACCGAUCAAGUGAAAGAUUUCAUAGAAAACGUAAACAAGAGCGCAGUGACGGCGAACUUGGACAACGCGGAGGGCCAGCUCGACGCUCUGGUGCAGGUCAUAGCUUGCGGCAAUCGCAUCGGAUGGUCGGCGCACAGUAGGAAGAUUGUGAUCCUGCUGACUGACGGCUCCAUACAUACGGCGGGAGACGGGAAACUAGCUGGUGCGACAAAAAGAAACGACGGUGAAUGCCAUUUAGAUGAUAACGGUUACUAUACAGAGUCAAUAAUAUACGAUUACCCGUCUCUUGAACAAGUGUAUAGACUUUUAGAUAAGUACAAGGUAAACGUAGUUUUUGCUGUAACUGAUAGCGUGAAAUCCUACUACGAUAACGUUCAUCAGCUUCUUGAAGAUUUCACUUACGUUGCCAAAUUGGAAAGCGACAGUUCCAACAUACUGAAAUUGGUUAAAAUGGGUUACGAAGACAUUGUGAGCGUGGUUAAUUUCAAAGACGAUUCUAGUAAUGGUCCUGUGAAGGUCCAGUACUUUACGAACUGCGGAGUCAAAGGUGGCUCCAUGAUGGAAACUACCAAGUGCACUGGUGUUGAAUAUGGCAUGACGCUUAACUAUGAAGCUCAUUUAACUUUGGAUUCUUGCCCAGAGUACAAGAAGAUAACCCAAAAAAUACGCAUAUCUGAGAGUCAAUUAGGCCAGGAUUCUUUAGAGCUGGAUGUUGAACUGCAAUGCGGCUGUGAAUGUGAAGGCGAUCAAAUCAAAGACAUGUUGCUCAAUUGCCCCAGUAAUUCGCAUUUGGUCUGCGGUGUCUGUCAGUGCAAUAAAGGAUGGUCAGGUCCUAUGUGCAAUUGCUCUAUAGAGGAUGAAGCCGCUUCGGCAGCUUUAGAAGCGCAAUGCCGUGAACCCAAUGCGACUCGAACUAUCGCGUGCUCCGGCAUGGGCGACUGUCGGUGCGGCAAGUGCCAAUGCGACCGCGGCUUCAGUGGCAGAUACUGCCAGUGCAAGGAUUGUGAACGGAGCAUUGAGAACGGCAUGGAGUGCGGCGGUGCUGAGCGAGGCACUUGCGUAUGCGGACAGUGCUCGUGUGCGCCGGGCUGGCUGGGGUCCGCGUGCGACUGUCCCACUGCCACCGAGGCCUGCCGCGCGCCCGCAGGCGGCGACGUGUGCUCCGGACACGGCACCUGCGAGUGCGGUCGUUGCAAGUGCGACUCAUCCGGGCCUGACGGGAAGUAUUCGGGAAUGUUCUGCGAGACUUGCGCUACGUGCAAGAACCCCUUGUGCGUGAACGCGGAACCGUGCGUCAGCUGCCACCUCAACAACACGUGCACAGAUCUGUGCACCAUCGGCGACUUCAACUACACAGUCACCGAGAGGUUAACUGAUACUGACACGCUGAAAACCGGUGAAGUCGCAUGCAUCCUUCGAAGAGAAAACGAGGACGGACAAGACUGCGAGUACAAAUAUACGUACAGUGCUGCCACCAAAUCCAUGAUCUCCAUGGAGAUAGUCAUUAGGUCCAAGAACUGCAUCGGGGCACUGCGAGCCAAGCUCAUGACCAGCGCCUUGGUGAUAAUGGCUUGCGUAGUGGCCGUCGGAAUGAUAGUCAUAUUGAUUUACAAGUCCGCCCAAAUCAUCUCCGAUAGACGAGCGUAUGCGAAAUUUGUCCAGGAGGCCCAAGAAAGCAGGAUGCAUAUGCAGGAACUCAAUCCUUUGUACAUAUCUCCUAUCUCCGAAUUCAAAAUGCCCGAGGCUUACAAUAGAGAUAAAAUGGAUUGAUGCAUUGGGUAGAGCUGUGUUAAAAUUUAGUGUAAUUAGUUUCUUUAACUUUGUUGACUCUGUUGUACUUACAUUUAAAAAAUAUUUAUGCAGUACCUAUUUAUAAGGUAAGUUUUUCACAAUCUUUUUAAUUUGUUAAAUAAAGUGCCAUUUACAAUGCUCCUUUUGUCGAACUCGUAAAAUAAUGUGUCAUGUAUUUGAGUAAUUGUACUUAUCACCCUAGUCCCUAAUACCUUAUAUUAGGAGGAAUCAAUGUUGAAAUAAUCAACAGU
Messenger RNA from Chilo suppressalis (striped riceborer), 2920 nucleotides. The record is from the annotation of a GenBank genome assembly. NCBI's taxonomy places the organism in Eukaryota, Metazoa, Arthropoda, Insecta, Lepidoptera, Crambidae.